GACGUAAUCUGGGAAGCAAUUGGUUUCCAGCCAGGGAUCAGCCUGCUGUUACUUAUGUAGUCAUCUUGGAAGUUGUCCCGCUGUCGAGACCUUUUAUUUCUGUGACUUCAACAACAACAAUAGUUGAGCAACUUUCUACGUCUUUUUUAGGUUAAACAUCGCAGAGAGAAAAUGUCUUUCGUCCCGGGACAGCCGGUGACUGCUGUUGUGCAACGAAUUGAGAUCAACAAAUUGCGGCAGGGGGAUAAUUUGAUCCUGGGCUUCAGCAUCGGAGGAGGGAUAGACCAGGACCCUGGACAGAACCCCUUCUCUGAGGACAAGACUGACAAAGGCAUCUAUGUGACCAGGAUAACACCCAAAGGACCAGCAGACGCGGCAGGCCUGAGGAUGGGAGACAAAAUAAUGCAGGUGAACGGCUGGGACAUGACCAUGGUGACCCACGACCAGGCCCGUAAAAGACUAACAAAGAAGAAAGAGGAUGUGGUGCGGCUACUGGUAACCAGAAAGUCGUUGGAGGAUGCCGUCAAACACUCAAAGGGCAGUUACCCCAGACAGAGUUGUAAUGACACUACUUACAGCCACAAAGUAAUGCAGUAGCCAAGGACCCGACACUACUAUAUGCUGACACCCCCACAAAUUCAGAUGAUGGUGUGACCAUGGCCUUAUGUUAAUGCAAAAAUAUCACACAUAGGUGACGUAUGAGUCUGAGUCUGCAGCUCAGUCUGAACAGUCACUGGACAAUGAGAGGGUGAUCUUUCUUUCCACACACACUCAAACUCAUCUCAUAUUAUCAGCUUUAUUUUCUCUUUAUCUUUGUAGCAUAUUCGUCUGAGAUGAACCUGGUGAAACUGAUUUUCAGUAAUGAGUCUUUAGAUCCACUUUUGGCUUUCGAACUUUUUCAUAAAGAGAAGUGCUCCAGAACUCGCGUGAUCACAUGAUUUUUGCCCAUGUUUAAAAUGUUGCUGUAUGAACAGAAUUGCUUAGGUUAAAACAGAUGAACUGUUGUGCAGAUAAUCAUAAUUGUUACUAAAGUUACUGUUCACUUGUUUUGAUUUUUGAACGACAGCGAGUUGAAUUUAGUUUUUUGAAGACCUUUCGUAAAGCAAUACUAUACCAUAUCUUUCUACUGCACAUCAGUUUUAAAGGUCCAGUGUGUAGAAUUUAGAGGGAUGUAUCGGCAGAAAUGAAAUAUAAUAAAAUAAGCAUAUUUCCUUUAGUGUGUAAUCGCUUGAAAAUAACAAUUUUUGUGUUUUCGUUACCGUAGAAUGAGCUGUUUUUAUCUAUAUUGGGAGUGUCCUCGACCACAAUGUUAGCCAUGUUGCAACACCAUGUUUCUACAGUAGCCCAGAACGGACAAACACUGGCUCUAGAAACUGCUGUAUUCAGUGUUUAAGCCUUUUUAAAUCACCAGGUCCAUUUGUUUUGGCAAGAACAACCUCUGUGGAUAAUUCGGCUUGCGGUAAAAACCUCCUGAACGUUAGCAGCCGUCUGCGACAUGCCGGACAGCAUUGACGAAACACUGAUUUGUAUUGUGAGACUUCUUUAUUCUGUUUUUACCGGUUUAAUAACCUGGUUAGUUUGUUUCAGAGAGGAAGAGACCUCUGUGGAUAAUUUGUCUCCCAGUUAAAGCCUCCUGAACAAUGAACACUGAACAAAUUCUAACUGGGAGCAGUUUCAGCUGGUUGCAAUCUGCAGUCGUCACUGCGAGAUAACACUAAAUCCUUCUACAUCUUACACACUAGUUAUUUCAAUCCAUUUUAGCAAUAUGCUCUUGAUUCAUCCCCACUUUGGAGAUAUUUGCCAAAUAUCCACAAUCCAAGCUUGAUACGAGUUUUUUGGGAGCAAUCAUAGUCUUUGAUCCUUUUGUCUACAGCUGACCAAAGUUGGUCUUGAUGGUUUGGAUACAUCAAGAAUGUUCAUUGGUGUUCAUUGUAUCAUUAAUGAUCAGCGUUUCAAUGUUUUGCUUUCAUUCCCGUCAAGAUGCAGCAUCCAAAGCCAAAGUAAAGCCAAGGCGCUGUAAAGUGAUCAAAACAGCAGUGUUUGUAGUCAUUUUCUUUUUUAUAAUGGUACAGUCCACUGUAAAAAGUCUGUACAACAAAGCAUAUACCUGUAUGCACAGUGUUUUCAUGCAUACUCAUGUCUUUACACCAGUUAAUCUUUGUGUUUUUAUUUAUCUUACCUUUUGUUGAUAUCCAUCACGUGUGGGAAAGUAACAUCUUCUCUCUUUCUGCGUCUGCUAAAGUAACAAGCAGGUUCAAAAUUUUGUGUCAUACAAACAACACUCCACUAGCUGGACCUACUUUUGGAAAACACCUAUUAUUUUUCAAUGUUUUCUCUAUUAAAUCACCGUCUAACGGGUUCAGCUAGUGAAAGUUGAUCAUUUGUUAUUUUGAUAGAAGUAAACCCACUAGUUUCACACUGGAGUCAGCCACAUCCAGAAAACUGUCUCAAGCUGUAUAUUGUUGUUUAUUGUCAAUGACCAAAAGUCCAAGUUGAAACUAUAAACCUGAACCAAGCAGGAGUGAUUGUUUUUUUUACGUGCACAGCAGCCUUAAAUGAACACUUAGUACCACUACAUUUAAUGAUGCCUAUUUGUUUCCGUUUGCUGCAACACAACAAUGAUUUACUGCCUCUGAUACACUACGUGCUGCAAUAAAAUCACAGAUGACUGAUUUAAUACUAAUCAUAAACAAUGUUUUGGCUUUGAUUUCUUACAGUACUGAAAGAAUAAUACAAUACUAAUCUUAUGUCCUUGAGUGAUCUUUUGACUCUUUUUUUGUUAUGCUAGUGGUUUAUACAAUAAUAUAUUUUGUAUGUGUUUAAUACAACCAUUUGAUUUGUUUGAUAUUAAUAACCUUAUCUGAUAAUCAAGUGUGUGAAAUGAAAGGUUUUAUUCCAAAAUGAAAUCCCCCUCCAAAAAGCUGGUAUAAUGCAAUAGUAAGUCAACAUUAUGCUGAUGACACUUAAUUUUAAAGGUGCAGUCUGCAUAAAAGAUGCUUCAUAAUGUGUCCUGACGAGUUGAAAUAUUAAAUUGGUGGAGUCAGUUUAACACUUUUGCAAUAAACCAUUUUGGAAUGAAACCCUUUGAUACAUUUAUGCACUGUUUCCUAACCUUUUAGGCUGAAUUGAUAUCUACUUAUUAGCUCUUAUCACAGAUUGUGGCCUCAGUAUUCACAUAAAUUAUGGAAAGUGUAGUCAAUUUUUUUUUUCUUCUCAGAUCAUGGCAUUUAAAAAUUGAUGUAUGUUAGUCUGGGGAAAGACAGUUGAUUGUUGAGUGUCAUUCCCUGGUGGUUUGGUCCAACUACCAACCCAAAUCAUCGGUAAAGCCCCGUUUCCACCAAACACUUUCGGUAUGGUACCUUUGGAACCAAAAGUAACCCUUCAGAGUUGGUACCUAGACCCUAGGGUUUCCACCGCAAACAGCACUCUUAAAUAUGGGCGGGGUUGUUGUCACUCACUGCUCAUGCAGCAUUCGCUGUAUUUCCUGGCUCCUCAACUGUGAUCAAGAAGUCUGCACCUUGUUUAUCGUCUACAGAACGAGGCUGCACGCCAACAUUGUCAGAACAUAAUAAAACAGGCUGCAGUGAGUUUCUCACUGCUAUUUAAAAAUAGCUGGUUUGUGCAUAUUGUCCUUCUAAGGCAAGCUCGGGAGGUUAGUGUUGCUGGAGCUCACAGGAACAAGGCUCCACAAGGCUUUUUUUUCCUGCGAGUGAGGAUUGGAAUAUAUGCAGUUCACAUUAUACGGUCGAAAUUAAUGUAUAUUUUUAAACGCUUGACGAUCCACUCAUGACUAAAAGUCUGUGGUACCCAAGAAUGAAAAUAAAAACUAAAGUAAGUUCAAAGUUGUCACAGUGAAAUUUAAGGUGUGCUGAUGGAUUCACGCCGUCAACUCAUGCAUUGAGUAACAUUACAAGUUAACGUUCCACCUUAAAAGUCGCCGGCAGCCGGCCCAGUGAAGUAAAUUAUUUUUUCUCAGUCUACAGCUGCUGCAAGAGGCAGCAAAUCAUCCUCUCAUUUUAUAGUUAACUAAUGUAUGUAAAACUCUCCACAGUAUGAACAGUGGUGACAUGAGCCUCAAAACCAGCCACAACUCAUCCCUGAGCAGAGUGAAUGUCCUCUAUUGACCAAUCAACGGACUGCAGUGUUCACAGCUCCACCUUUUAGUACCAGAUCUGUGUGCUAGGUACCCCAACAGAGGGGGGACCAAAAAUUUGGACAGCACAGAACGGUUCCAUUGGUAACAUCCACAACUUUUCACAGUGGAAACGGAAAAAAAGCGUACUGAACUAAACUGUACUUUACCGCUCGGUCGGAAAGUUUCUAGUAUUUCACGGGAAACAAGCAAACAUUUGAGAAAAGCUGGGGAAGAAAACAGAAGUUAAGGGGUUUUUUUGACAUUCAUUUAUCAUCUUAGGACUCGUGGGGUUUCCUGAUCCCCAUUUUGGGAACACUUGCUUUCCAGAAUUUCCACACAGUGGUCCAUUUACAUAUGAGUGUAAUGUAAGACAAAUCACCUUCAGUAUUUCCUGUAUGAAUCAUGUCAGAUUUUGUACACAGCCUGUAGAGCACAAAGGUUUUGCAUUUGAUUGUAUACUUUUUACUAUAUGAAUGUUUCUCAUAUAUAAAGUGACUGAAAAUGAAA
Epinephelus fuscoguttatus (brown-marbled grouper) is the source of this 4642-nucleotide messenger RNA. RefSeq names its product Tax1 (human T-cell leukemia virus type I) binding protein 3 (gene tax1bp3). The transcript has 4 exons. The coding region runs from base 172 to 597 and encodes 141 amino acids. NCBI's taxonomy places the organism in Eukaryota, Metazoa, Chordata, Actinopteri, Perciformes, Serranidae. Gene Ontology annotation, molecular function: protein binding. Gene Ontology annotation, biological process: neurotransmitter receptor transport postsynaptic membrane to endosome; neurotransmitter receptor transport, endosome to postsynaptic membrane. The record is from RefSeq and is a predicted model, not a curated record. Gene Ontology annotation, cellular component: adherens junction; postsynaptic membrane; postsynaptic density.